GAAUGGGGACCGGGAAUAGGGGUCUUGAAAACGGGGAAGAACGGGUUUGGUCAAUGAAAAAAGUGUGAAAAUGAUAUGCUUUGAAACAACUGACAAGGCGCCCUGAAGGACUGAACAUACCCAUUUUGCCACACGUGAGUGCCCCACUUUAGAGUUUGUUAUCCAUGACUCAUGAGCCAUGGAGAGAAUUUAUGUUAACCUUCGACGUUAGUUCUUGUUACUCAAUUAGUUUCCUGCUGCGUUAUUCAUUCCUCCACGAAACGGUGAUCAGUUACAGUACAUAUGUAUUUUUUUCUUCUUCUACCCGAUCGAUAUAACCAGUCCAAGAUGUACUUUUGGUGUUUAGCAUUUCUUGCUGUUGUUCAUGUGGUCAUAGCUUACCCAUCCGGUGCCCCCGUGGGUACGUGUACUACCCUAACCCCGGGUCAUCGGGAUAACAACAAUACCAUGAUACAACCUCAAACUGGUCAAAGUCCCUACGUUAUCACCGUCGACAAGGAUUUAUACACCCCAUCCGAAAUGCUCAAAGUCACAAUCACGGGCCAGUCUUUCAAGGGAAUUCUUCUCCAAGCUCGACGAUCGUCAGACAACACUGUGAUUGGUACGUUCAGUGAUCCACCAGCAAACACCAAACUGCUAGAGUGUACCAGCGCAGGAGACAGUAUCACCCAUUCAUCAAGAGAUGAGAAAAGCUCUGGAACACAAUUCACCUGGACCGCCCCAGGUAGUGGUGUCGGUAACAUCACUUUUAUUGCGACUGUUGUUCAAGAGUACAAUGUCUUUUGGACGAAUCUUCUUUCUCAAGAGGUAUAUUCGGGAGCGACAAUGGUCAGCAUUAAUCCUGGAUUGAUCUUCACUCUAAUCUGCAUGAUCUUUGUUGCUACAAGACAAUGAUUGGUAGUUACACUACGAUGUUCUAUGUUUGCCGAUCAAUAACAGACCAAACAUAACUUUAAAAAGUUCCGUAUAUUAAAUAACAAGUAUACCUGACCUACAAAAUACAAAAGGCAUGAAAUGGUAUGGUCAGAGUUAAAAUACAGAAAAAAAUGGUAAGGAUAAAAAAGUAGAAUAUAUACGACUGGUAGUCCAUAUUUAGCUGCAUUAUAUUGCUGCUGGUCUUCCAUUCGUGCCAGUUUACUUGAAUAACGGCUGAAUAAGAUUACCACAAUGUAUAGGACGUUGACCAUCAAACAUAACAAAUAUUUGAAAAAUAAAGAGACAAAUCCUACCCUUAAAAAGAAAGAAACAAAUCAUGUUCAUCGCCAUAAUGAUCAUCAAUUUGUUUUAUCUAUAUGGCAGUAUAUA
Messenger RNA from Lytechinus variegatus (green sea urchin), 1305 nucleotides. RefSeq names its product putative defense protein 3. Bases 283 to 894 code for a protein of 203 amino acids. Gene Ontology annotation, molecular function: oxidoreductase activity, acting on metal ions. Lineage: Eukaryota; Metazoa; Echinodermata; Echinoidea; Temnopleuroida; Toxopneustidae. The transcript has 6 exons. The record is from RefSeq and is a predicted model, not a curated record.